Diuraphis noxia (Russian wheat aphid) is the source of this 1249-nucleotide messenger RNA. It is a transcript of the gene RpL23A, whose product is annotated as ribosomal protein L23A. Gene Ontology annotation, molecular function: rRNA binding; structural constituent of ribosome. Gene Ontology annotation, cellular component: ribosome. The record is from RefSeq and is a predicted model, not a curated record. NCBI's taxonomy places the organism in Eukaryota, Metazoa, Arthropoda, Insecta, Hemiptera, Aphididae. Gene Ontology annotation, biological process: translation.
AUGAUUGGCCUACAAGAGAAAAUGUUGAUUAAUCUUCAGGUUACAUUGUUACAAGCCAAACCCGCUGCUUCAGGCAGUGGCGGCGGAGAUAAGAAACCAUCAGGUAGUGAAAAAAAGCCUGCAGCUGCUUCAUCUGAAAAGAAACCAGAAAAGAAGCAACCUGCACCAGCUCCUUUACUUGAUACCAAAAAACCAACUGAAAAGAAAUCUGCAGACAAGAAACCUGCAGCUGAUAAAAAACCAGCUCCCGAAAAGAAAUCUGCUCCUGAAAAAAAACCAGCUCCUGAAAAGAAAUCCGCUCCUGAAAAAAAACCAGCUCCUGAAAAAAAACCGGCCGACAAAAAAUCUGCACCAGCUGCUGCUGACAAAAAACCUGCAGACAAGAAGAAGGAUGAAUCUAAAUCAAAGGCAGAAUCUUCCAAGAAAGCUGAUCAAUCUAAACAGGGUAAGAGUGCUGAAAAAGGUACCAAACGACCAUCUACUGAAACUGAAAAGCCUGGACCUGCUCCUAAGAAAUCUACAGCUAACAAAGGAGCUGAUAGCAAAUCUAAAAAAGAGCCAGAAAAGGCCAAAAAAGAAGCUACCAAGAAGAAGGCUGCUGAURCACCUAAAUCUGCCCCAGCAGCUAAAAAAGCAGCAACUGAUCCAGCUGCUCCUAAAGCACCUAAAAAAACUGUAGCUAAAAAGGACAAGCCCAAGUCAGCAGCCAAACCUAAAACAGGAGAUAAGAAAGAAACCAAAGCUGCUGAUAAGACCAAGAAACCACUUAAAGGUAAAUCAGCCGCAGCUAAGAAAAUGAUCAAGGGUGCUGCAGCUGCUGCUGCUGCUAAGCUCAGGAAAGAAAAGAAAGCUGAUUUGGCCAAAGGUGUUAAAGUUGGAUCAAAACGUGAUGCUGUAAAGAAAGCACUGAAGUCCAAAAUUAGGACUUUAAAAGGACCUCAUGGGACUAGAAUUCGCAAGAUCAGGUAUUCCGUCCACUUUCGUCGUCCAAAGACUUUCCAGCCACCGAGGAACCCAAAAUACCCAAGGAAAUCUGUUCCCAAGAGAAAUAGGAUGGAUGCUUUCAAUAUAAUCAAAUUCCCCUUGACAACUGAAUCUGCAAUGAAAAAAAUUGAAGACAAUAACACUUUAGUCUUUAUUGUUCAUUUGCGUGCUAAUAAGCACCAUGUAAAAGCUGCAGUUAAAAAGAUGUACGAUAUCAAUGUGGCCAAAGUCAACACUUUGAUCAGGUAAUUCACAAAAUAUUCAU